UGCUGGGAAUACACGUCAACUCAGCACUUCUACCAAUUCAGCGAGCGAACCGCUCAGUUUGUGUGUCUUCCUGGAAGACACUGCAAGCAACAGAUCGCAAAUGAAACACAUUAAGACAGGGAAACAGCGUAUUCACGAUGCUGCUCCACAUUGCAAAGAAGCAAACAAACAAAACGUAGUGGCACCCGUGUUUAUACGUGAUUCUGCAAGCAGUAACGUUACUGCCACGGAAAGACGGCAGUAAAUGCUUUUCUGGUACAUUUCAAAGGGAAAAAAGGAAAGGAAGAAAGUGGGAGAAAAUAAAACCGGAGAACUUACUGAAACUGCGUUAAGAGACAUGUCUGAAAGUCAUCUCCAGCUUACAAUAAAGCAGGAAAGAAACUCGUACACGCCUCUGAGCAGCCCUUUGCCAAGCGCCACUUCCUCUCCUGUACAUGUUCCAACACUGCGGGCCAGCAGGAUGGAGGAAGAGCCUGUUAGACUGCCUGCACACCUGCUGUAAACAUUUCUCGUUGACUGGAAAGGGGCAUGAGUCAGGCUUUACUGCGCUUGCAGCCACUGUACUGGAGUCGGGAGGAUGUAGCGCAGUGGCUGCAAUGGGCUGAGAAGGAAUUUUCUCUGCACCCCAUCGACAGCAACACCUUCGAAAUGAACGGCAAGGCUCUCCUGCUUCUCACCAAAGAAGACUUCCGCUACCGGUGCCCUCAUUCCGGUGAUGUCCUCUACGAGCUUCUCCAGCACAUCCUGAAGCAGAGGAACACUCACACCCUGCUCCUGUCCAACUGUUUCCCAGGAAACUCCCUGCAGCCGCCACAAGAGGUAACUCUGCAGCACCACCAGCUGGAAGAAACAGUCCGAAGAACCACCAGAGCAGCAGAGAGCCAGAUCCAUCACAACCCUCCCACCAUCGAGCUUCGGCAUCGCCCCCGCUCCCCCCGACUGAACAACCAGGGCCCCUCUCCGGACCCCGAACUGCACAGGCAGCACCUCUCCCUCAACGGUGCCCCCCGCAGGCUCUCCCCGGAGGAGAGACUGCACCCCCGCGGCCACACCCAUCACCCCCCCCCAGCCUCUGAGGAGCCCUACCACCUCUCGGUCUCCCCGCCAAUCGAGAACAAUAACCACCGCUGCCCCACCCCCUCCGAGGGCAGCCCCCGCGUGAUCCAGCUCUUACACCCGCUCCUCCUCAACGCCCCCCCGCGGGAGGGCCGGCCCAGGAACCUGUCCCAGCGAGAGGAGCUGCUGUACAGGAACCAUGGCAUGCUGCCCGUCUCCCCUCCAGAGGAGCAGGGGGUACCCAUCGGCAGGAUAGCAGACUGUCGGUUGCUGUGGGAUUACGUGUAUCAGCUCCUCUCUGACAGCCGGUACGACAACUACAUCCGCUGGGAGGACACGGAGACCAAGGUGUUCCGGAUAGUGGACCCCAACGGGCUGGCUCGGCUCUGGGGAAACCACAAGAACAGAACGAACAUGACCUAUGAGAAGAUGUCUCGCGCGCUGCGGCACUACUACAAGCUGAACAUCAUCAGGAAGGAGCCAGGACAGAGACUGCUGUUCAGGUUUAUGAAGACCCCUGAUGAGAUCAUGAGCGGCCGGACUGACCGGCUGGAGCACCUGGAGUCUGAUCUGGAUGACCAGCUGUACGUAGAGGAGGGCUGCUGAGGAGCACGAGACCGACAGCAGUCUACAGAAAGCACAAACAGGUGCGGCAUGCGUCUUCAAGCCAUGCAGAACCUAAUCAAACACCGAAGAGACUGAGGAUCUACCGACUGCCUUGGGGAAUAUCCGGAUUUUAUACAGGAGAGUGACAACUUUCAAUUUCCGGAUACAAUCUGGCUAAACUUUUGGGAUGCUCCUCUUUUUUUAUGUUUUUGUCAACGUCGUUUUUUUAAGGAAUUUCAUGAUUUUCUGUUUUUAUUUCAUUUUUAAAAUUACAGGAAUUGUGAUUGAUUUGAGGAGUUAUAGUCAGUUUAAAAAAAAAAAAACACACUUUUGGAGAACUGGGAAUUCUUGAAGAUCCCAACAUCCACUGGGAUUUGGAGGUGCUUACUGGUACACAUCUGCUACAGUCUCAACUACUGUUUCUGUGUCCAACUGUGGGCAAGUCUCCUUGUGCCUUGCUCCAGCCUUAUCUGGUCAGCUGGGCAUUGGGCCCUUAACCACCUCAAAUUUCUAUUUGUUUUUUUUGUUAAAUAAAAAAUCAGAACAGGAUAGCUUGCAGUCAUGGUGCAACUGGAAGGGAAUAUAAAAAAUAUAUAUACAGUGCCUAUAGAAAGUCUACACCCCCUUGAACUUUUUUUAACAUUUUUUGUUGUGUC
Polyodon spathula (Mississippi paddlefish) is the source of this 2318-nucleotide messenger RNA. RefSeq names its product transcription factor ETV6-like. Gene Ontology annotation, molecular function: sequence-specific DNA binding; DNA-binding transcription factor activity, RNA polymerase II-specific. The coding region runs from base 529 to 1662 and encodes 377 amino acids. Gene Ontology annotation, biological process: cell differentiation; regulation of transcription by RNA polymerase II. Gene Ontology annotation, cellular component: nucleus. The transcript is spliced from 9 exons. NCBI's taxonomy places the organism in Eukaryota, Metazoa, Chordata, Actinopteri, Acipenseriformes, Polyodontidae. The record is from RefSeq and is a predicted model, not a curated record.